Messenger RNA from Pyricularia pennisetigena, 354 nucleotides. RefSeq lists its product as uncharacterized. Bases 1 to 354 code for a protein of 117 amino acids. NCBI's taxonomy places the organism in Eukaryota, Fungi, Ascomycota, Sordariomycetes, Magnaporthales, Pyriculariaceae. The transcript has a single exon. The record is from RefSeq and is a predicted model, not a curated record.
AUGAAAACUACAAUUAUACUUAGCGCGCUCAACGCCCUGACGCUCAUGACGACCGGCACUUUCGCGGUCAACUGUCGUAUUGUAAAACGAUGGUUACCAGCGCAAUCAAUUGUACAAAGGGAAUAUAAACGAGCGCCAAGCGACAAGUUCCACCUGGAUCAGCACUUAUGCGAAUCUACUGCUCGAUGCAUGAUCACUUGCCGUAAUCUUGACCACACGGAGUGGGCUGUUGCAGGCGAGCUCAACGAAAAAGGCAAAGACAUUGCCAAGGUAGCUGGGAAUGAUGCAUGGGAACCUUGGAACCCCAGGGCACAAGAACAGGUAGGUUCGAUGCCCAUAUUCAUGAAAAGCUGA